This is a messenger RNA of Anopheles coustani, 1937 nucleotides long. It is a transcript of the gene Tip60, whose product is annotated as histone acetyltransferase Tip60. Lineage: Eukaryota; Metazoa; Arthropoda; Insecta; Diptera; Culicidae. Gene Ontology annotation, molecular function: histone acetyltransferase activity. The transcript has 5 exons. The record is from RefSeq and is a predicted model, not a curated record. Gene Ontology annotation, biological process: regulation of DNA-templated transcription. Bases 75 to 1454 code for a protein of 459 amino acids.
GAACCAAAAUACAAACUUGAAUCGGAGAAGUUUAGUGUUUAGGAAUUGUUUUUCAGGAAAAUUUUCACAGAAAAAUGGAUUCCGAAGACGCAACACACACGAUUUUCGAUUCGGCGUCUUCCCUGCAAGAGGGCUGCCGGUUGCCGGUGAAAAUGAGCGGGACGAACGACUGGCCGUUGGCGGAAAUCAUCAGCAUUAGGGAGGGAUCGGAUAGGAACAACUAUUACUACGUACAUUAUGUAGAUUUUAACAAACGACUAGACGAAUGGGUAACGGAAGAGUUUUUGGAUAUGCGCAAGGUGCAGUUCCCCAGCAAGGACGGCCUAACGACAGGCCAGAAUACGGGUGUAACGACACCGAAGAAAUUACCUCCCGCCCUCACCUGCUCCCGACCCGUCAGUCCCGUGCAGACGCCCACGGAAAUCACGGUAAACGGUGGUGCCGUGCUGGAGGCGGCCCUGCAAAAGAAAAACAGUCGCAAACGGAAAGCCACAUCAACGGAAAACGAGGACAACUCGGAAGAUGUCCCGCCUACCCCGACACCGCGGCAAUCGGGCAGCAUGGUGGCACACCACGAUGACGUGGUGACGCGCAUGAAGAAUGUGCAGCUGAUCGAGCUCGGACGCCACCGAAUCAAGCCGUGGUACUUUGCGCCGUACCCUCAGGAAAUGUGCUCCCUGUCGUGCAUCUACAUUUGCGAGUUCUGCCUCAAGUACCGCAAGAGUCGCAAGUGUUUGGAGCGGCACACAAAAAAGUGCAACCUGCGCCACCCGCCGGGGAAUGAAAUCUACCGUAAAGCCACGAUCAGCUUCUUCGAGAUCGACGGACGGAAGAACAAAAGCUACGCCCAAAACCUUUGCCUGCUGGCGAAGCUGUUUCUCGAUCACAAAACGCUGUACUACGACACCGAUCCGUUCCUGUUCUACGUGAUGACCGAGUACGAUUCGCGCGGUUUCCACAUCGUGGGCUACUUCUCGAAGGAAAAGGAAAGCACGGAAGACUACAACGUGGCGUGCAUACUGACAAUUCCACCGUACCAGCGAAAGGGCUACGGAAAGCUACUGAUAGAAUUUAGUUACGAACUAUCCAAAUUCGAGGGAAAAACGGGUUCGCCGGAGAAACCAUUGUCCGACUUAGGGUUACUAUCGUACCGCAGCUAUUGGGCGCAAACGAUACUAGAAAUACUAAUCCUCCAGAAGCCAACGGGAGACAACGAAAAGCCACAAAUUACGAUAAACGAAAUUUGUGAACUAACGAGCAUAAAAAAGGAUGAUGUCAUCUCGACGCUACAGAUACUAAAUCUAAUCAACUACUACAAGGGCCAAUACAUCAUCUGCAUCAACAAGGAGACAAUAGAUCAGCACAGAAAGGCGAUGGACAAGCGCAAGAUUCGCAUCGACUCCAAGUGUCUCCACUGGACGCCGAAAGACUGGACGAAACGAUCGAAAUGGUAGAGCAGGGUGGAUGCAAGGCGGGGGUUUUGUGGGAAAUUGGAACGGAGCAGAAUCGAACGGCUGAGGUUGGUGCGUCGUGCGUCGUGUAGGAUGUAUUGAGCGGUGUUUAGCUAAAGAUCUCCUUUCUUUUGCAUGUGUGUUCGGGUGCGUUCGUGUUCCUAGGUCGAUAAGUUUAGGCGGUAAACAGAGGGAGGGGAGACGGAAAACAUUUGGGAACGCGGGAAGCUACGAAUCGAAGCGGGCUUCUCGUGGUUCUUCGCGCGGGCGGAAGAAAGCCAUAGAGCGGACGGCGGGAAGUGGGCUGGUAGGCACGCGAAAGGUUCGAGUAAGAGAGGAAGAAAAAACAAUGGUAUUGACAAUUCCAGUUUUUUUAGAUUUUUAUUUCAAUCUUUACCGCGUGCGAUGGGCGUAUUGUAGAGACACACCGGCGCGGCGUGUCAGCGGAAGCGGAGAGUAGGAAAAAUAAAAAAAAUACAAACUCAA